Sitodiplosis mosellana (orange wheat blossom midge) is the source of this 1287-nucleotide messenger RNA. It is a transcript of the gene Rlb1, whose product is annotated as serum response factor-binding protein 1. NCBI's taxonomy places the organism in Eukaryota, Metazoa, Arthropoda, Insecta, Diptera, Cecidomyiidae. The transcript has 3 exons. Bases 129 to 1214 code for a protein of 361 amino acids. Gene Ontology annotation, biological process: maturation of SSU-rRNA. Gene Ontology annotation, cellular component: 90S preribosome; nucleus. The record is from RefSeq and is a predicted model, not a curated record.
GCGAUGACACUUUGACAGAUUGUAAAGAAAAACAUGCUUGUUUGCAUGCACUGAUUGCGUUGAGAUAUAUUUUUUUUUGUAUUUGCCGGUGAUAAAUAUCACAGCAGCAUUGAGAAGUACGUUGUAAAAUGGAAAAGGGUAAGAAGCCUGUAAAAAAUGCCAAGAAGAUAAGCAAUAACAAAAAUGACAAAAAGGCCCAAAUCAAUAACCAGAUAAUCCAACUGCAAGGGAAAUUCAAGCAGGCAAAAGUGGCUACCGUUCGUAAGCUUGUAGACAAAUUGAAACACCCGGAAAAAAAUCCGAAGCAAAAUCGAGCGGCCAAAUCUGAACGUUAUCAAAAUGUUUUGAAUCAAAUUAAGCACAUGUCACCGAAGCGACUUGGUUUACUGGCACUCAUGUAUUACAAAUCGGGAAAGAACUAUCUGGCCGAUUCCAGUUCAACCGUUGACCAGCUUGUUGUGGGAUACUUUUGCGAGCACAAAAGUGUAAAUGAUAUUUUGGAUGCGAUUAGGAAGAAAUUGAAAUUGGACGAGUCAUGGAAUUGGAGAAGAUCAGUUAGGAAAUUAUUCAAAAAGAAAAACAAGACUUUGAAUGCAGAAAAAGUGAAAAAGAAGAAGAAUUCGUUCACUGAAACCGAUGGCACUGAUUCGACGGCAACAACAAAGGGUAAACAUAAAAAGGAUCAACAAAAAGCAGAACCAAAUGGUAAACCAGAGAAGGCCGUUAAACCUAAGAAGAAACAAAAAGAGCCUGAUGCUGAACCGAGCGAAUCGGAAGAGUCUGAUUCGAGUGAAAGUGAUGACGAUGUCGAUGUUAGACCCGCCGAAAAGAACCAAGUGUCCGAGCCACCAACAACAGUUGAUGACUUCUUCAUAACAGCCGACGGAUCAAACUACCUAUCGACCGCUAUACCGAAUCAAAAGCAGGAAGUAGACUCUGAUGGUGAAACCAAUCAACGUUUGUAUCGCAGCAAAGACUUUGAUAGGAAACCAAAAGAAGCAUCGUUCUUCCACAAGAGUGACAAAAAACCAGUAAAACUAGCAGUCAACCGAUCUGAGGGCACGAAACGCAAAUGGUUAGACGAUAGAGAGGAACAAACGGGUCAACCAAUGGAGAAAAAGGUUGAUCCAGAACUGCAUCCAUCGUGGCAAGCAAAACAAAAACUAAAACCAACCAUUACCGAAUUCAAGGGAAAGAAAAUUACAUUCGAUUGAAGUAGUUCAUAUCAUUAUUUUUUUCUGUAAAUCAUUUUCAUAUGCAUAAAUAAAAUCAGUUGAUUUUAGCGUA